Poeciliopsis prolifica (blackstripe livebearer) is the source of this 7034-nucleotide messenger RNA. RefSeq lists its product as uncharacterized. Bases 91 to 3060 code for a protein of 989 amino acids. The record is from RefSeq and is a predicted model, not a curated record. NCBI's taxonomy places the organism in Eukaryota, Metazoa, Chordata, Actinopteri, Cyprinodontiformes, Poeciliidae. The transcript has 11 exons.
GCUUCCUUGUUGCUAGCAGAAGUAAAUAAAAAAAAAGGGGGAAGUUGCAGAUUGAAAUAAUCGUGGUUUACACCAGUUAUCUGGAAAAAAAUGCCCCGUGGAAGCGAAAUCCCCGAAGGCAUCAGGUCGACAGCUGUCGACCUGCACAAAGCUGGGAAGGGAUACAAGUUCAUUUCAAAGACUUUGGAGAUUCCUCCUUCCACGGUGAGGAGCAUUAUCGUCAAGUGGAAGCGGUUCAACACCGUGGCCACGCUGCCGCGGAGUGGGAGACCCUCCAAGGGGAAUCCUAGGAGGAAACGGAAAGAAAAGCUGGAUGAGGCUGAUCCUGCUGGUCCUGCUAGUGAAAAAGGUGAUGACCCUGAUAAGCCGGAUCUCCUCAGCAAGGUGCUGCUUGCAGCUGGAAACACAGACUCCAACUCCACUGAAUCCAAACCUUCAAAGGAAGAGCUGGUGUCAUCCAGACCAACUCUCCUCAGCGGAGAUAAAGAAAUGAAAGACUUGAACAGCAGCUGUGAAGAGGGUGACAACACGGGACGGUCCGACUCCGACGAAGAUCCGAUGUCCAGUUUCCUGUUUGCCAGAUCCACAGGGGAAGCAGAGGACCAUGAAAGGAUUGAUCAUCCUGGACAAGCUUGUGACACAGAAGAUCCAGAUGAGUCCCAGAAGGAUGAGAGCGCUGUGGAAGAAGACGGCGAUGCAGAACCGUCGGAUACAGACGAAGAAGAUCCGCUGGCCAGUUAUCUUUUUGGAAGAGCGAGAGAAGGGACAGAAGAACAUCCACAACAUGAAAAGCGUAAAAAUUCAGCUUCGUGUGACGACACACCAGAAGACGAUCCCAUGGAGCAGAUUUUUGACCCAAACUUUGACGAUGAAAAGAAGAUUUACGCCGGUUCGUCAGUCAGUGUGAGAGCGCUCCUCCUCCUCCUCCUGGCCUUCAUCCUGAAGCACGACUUGUCAAAAGCAGCCACCAAAGACCUCUUGGCCCUCCUCAACCUCAUGGUGCCUGGAUGCAUUCCCAGCUCUCUGCAGUUCAUAAAGAAACAUUUGACUGACAUUGACAAGAAGACAGAGAUCCACUUGUACUGUCCCAGGUGUGACAACUACCUCGGCGUAGAGCCUGGGACCGAGUGCGGAGUGUGUCAGCAGCGCCUGAGCAAAAAAAGCCUGCUUGAAAAGGCAAACUACUUCCUGGUGCUGCCUUUAGAAAACCAACUGAGGAAGGUCCUCAAACGCCUUCACUCAAAGCUGGGGAAGCAUUUUACAAAGAACGAUUACGUUUCUGACAUCAACACCGGUGGUGAAUAUAAGCACGAAGAGCAGGAGGGCAGUAUUACACUUACCUUCACAUGUGACAGCUCUCCUCUUCUCAACUCAUCCAAGUUUUCAGUCUGGCCCAUCCUGUGCACGAUCAACGAACUUCCGUAUGUGGAGAGGUGUAAAAAUAUUCUGCUGCACACGUUGUGGUUCGGCAAAGGGAAGCCGCUGCUUCAGUGUUUCUUUACGCCGUUCAUUAACGAGCUUCAUAAACUCUCUCACGAAGGCUUUGCUUGGGAAGACGAGAGUGGAUUAGAGCUGAACACCAGCGUGAUGGCGAAAAUCUGCGUCUGCGAUUCGGCGGUGAGGUCAGCGGUGCAGAACUUUCAGCCGUUCAGUUCGGAGUUCGGCUGCGGGUUCUGCUACCACAAAGGAGAGCUGGUUCAGAAGGGCCGGGGUUACACCAGAGUCUAUCCGGUUCAGGUGGACGGAUGUGACCUACGGCACAUGGCUGAGACGGAGCAACUGGCCAUCGUAGUGAUUGAGAAUGGCUAUCCACAAGGUCAAAUGGGUGUCAAAGGUCACAGUCCGCUGCUUCUGCUGCCUUCGUUUGAUAUCAUCAAAGGUUUUAUCCCAGAUUACAUGCACUGUGUUUGUCUUGGGGUUGUUCCUGAGUUUGUCAAUCUUUGGUUGGAUCCUCUUUAUGGCAGAAAGCGCUUCCACCUUCCACCUCAGAGUUUGAAGAACCUGGACAAAGCUUUGUCUGCCAUCCAACCUCCAGAUGAGAUCAGACAAAGACCCCGGCGCCUCAGUGAGAGGAUGCAUUGGGAGGCAUCCGAGUGGCGAGCGUUUGCUCUUCUCUACUCUCCUGUAAUACUGAGGAAGGUUUUACCAAAACUGUACUACGAACAUUGGAUGCUUCUCAUUUCAUCACUUCACAUCCUCCUUUCCCAGUUUGCCUCCCAGGAGGAGAUCAGCUGUGCAGAGCUGUGUCUGGUUCAGUUCGUCUCCCAGGUACCGUCUCUGUACGGACCUGAGCAUUGCUCAUUUAACUGUCACUUGCUGAUGCAUCUCACUGACUGUGCGCGUAACUGGGGACUACUGUGGGCCAACUCCGCCUUCAUCUUUCAGGGUGUCCGCAGCCGACUCCUGCAGAUGUACUCCAGGGCUCAGUCUGCGCCAUCCAACAUCUUCAAGCAGAUAGUUUCCUAUGAUGAGAUUAUCAUGAAAGGAAGCAAUGUGCUGAAGAAUGCUAGUACAGAAAUCACAGACCUGUUUUCUUCCAUGACAAGCUGUGGUAUCCUUACCAAAUCAUCCAACUGCAUCAGUGAAGAUGUCUUUACUUUGGGAUGCGGUUCUCAGAGAUCUCUGACUGUGAGAGAACUUGCUGCAUUGCAGAGCAAAGACACACGGCCCGUUACUGAAUACGCACGUUUUGUCUACAAAGACAUGCUGGUCACCACUUUGGACUACAGCGUCUCUUGCAAAAGGAACAACUCGGUUAUAGAAACAACCAGUGGCUUUGUUCUCGUAGAGUCCGUGGUGGCCGUCGAGAGGCAUUGCAGCUGUGAGAGAUCGUCCGACUGCUCCUGCAGAGAUCUGAUUGCUUUCUGCAGGAAACUGCUUCCCUCAAACUCCCAACCAACAAUCCAGAACAAACAGAUCAACAGAAACAUUGCAGAGUUCCUCGUAAGAGUGAGGAGUUCAGAUGAACUGCGCGCAGUGACAUGUCGGGACAUUGUUGCCAAAUGUUUUGUGAUGGAGCAGAAGGGUCGUCUAUAUGUUAUGAAAAUGCCAGUGUUAUAAGAGUUCCUUUUCCUUGUCGUAUAGUUUGUUGUGUUUCCACAUUCACACAAGAUUUGUGUGAUAAGCUUAUUUUCUGUGAUAUGAUUAAGUAUUUAGUAAAUUCAACCAUCCUGCAUUUUUAGCAGUGUUGGCUUGUUUACAUGGUGAGUUCAAGAUGCUCUACCAGAAAGAAAAAAAUUUCAGGACAUGGCUUUGACCUUUCAAAGAAGUUUUAUCUGCCUCUGUUCCAUUGUCCAUUCAACAGAAGGCACCAAUUCCCAGAUUCCUGUCCUGGUCUCCAGACUGCUUCUACUGACUUUUAAUGGAAUACCUCUUAGAAAUGGCAUUAUAAUGAAUUUUAUGGAUUCUGUGCCUUCAACAUACUCAUAACACAGAUCUAUUAAGUGUAAUCAGUCCUGUCACUGAAACGUUUUCCAUUCAAUCACUGUAGUUGUGAAGAAAAAAAUAUCAAAAGAAUCAGGACCAAAGAUCAAAUUUGAACAUUCAAUCAGUUUCUUCCAAAGGUAUAUAACCAAGGUUUCUUAUAGAGAGACUGUGUGGAAAACCUAAUUUGAACCUUACGCUGCUCACCCUGAUGAAGUAAUGAUAUGCAACACCUAUCUGAAAAGGUUAAGGAACUUAAAUUGUCCAAUUCCUUUAUCGGCAAUUUGCUGAAAUCUAUAGUGUCUUCAGGUGAUUGUUGCCACCCAGUUGCGAUGAAAGGGUAACCAUCGCAAGAGUGAGAUCAGCAAAAACCUUUGUGUGACUCAUUGGUUUGAACAACCCUGCAGACUUUGCUGACUUAGUUGUAUCCUUGGAUGAAGUCUUCGAUGAGAUGAAAACAGUGAGUGUUUUCAAGGAGUGAAAAAAGGUGAUCAGGGCAAGCUGCUACGAGCAAAUGCUACCAGAUGUCAAAAAGUUGGUUUGUUGCUAUCCAAGCACAUCUUGUACGUACUGAGAAAUAUUGAUUCUCACCUCAAAGUCAAAGAGUUUGAUCUCCAGUUUGGUGUGAAGUGUAAAGUGGUCAGAAAGACAGUAAGCUGAACUAAGUCUGAGGGCAUAGUUGUCAACUGGAAGAAGAUUGAGCACUCCUACCGCAUUGGGGCAGAGUGUACCUCCAGGAGAGAAGUUUAACCAUGUUAAUGUCUUGUAAUGAUAAGAAGGCGCAAGAUAUAGACAUACACACACUGGUACUGCUUGGGUCUGUCGCAGAGAUCCAGGAUAUGGAUCAUAAUUGAAUUUGGAGAAGAGCCCUGCUCCUGUUUUGAUUGGACUACAUCUGAAUUGCCUGGACGUGUUGUCUAGAGGUUGUCUGGACGUGUCCUAUUGGGAAGAAGCUGCAGUGCAGAACCAGCAUUUGGUUGAGGGUCUGUAUGUCCCUUUUGACCUGUGAACCCCUUGGGAUACUGCAGAAUGGUUUUGAGAGUGGUGCAGGAACCUCAGUGACCCAAUCUCAGAAAAAUAGAAGGCAGAGUAUGAACUGAACGACUGAAUACCCAAUGGUGUGGAGUAAGAGGGGCAAACACUGCUAUGAACAACUUUUGUACAUUUGCUCAUUGGAUGGACUUAAAGAGAACUGAAAUGACACGACUGGCUUUGUGAGGAUGAUGCCUUCCGGGUUUUCUCUGGUUGGUUCAAAAAUCCCAGCUCCCAUCGAUAUGCUGGGAGCUGGGAUGCUCAGAAAGACACUGAUGUAGUCUUGAUGAAACAUACCCUCCAGAGCUUCUCAAACCAUCUGGUGUCAUUAAGGUUCUCAACACAACAGCAGCAGCAGCAGCAGGACAAAUCAGGCUUUUUGAUAAGAUCCAUACCACCAUUCUGGUUAAUGCCAUAGAAGCUCCUUGUUUGACCACCAGGAGUCUUGUUUGGACAGAAACUCUUAGGACAUGAAUUCAAGAGGUGCUGCUUUGGAUCCAGUUCUACAGAGAAAAAGUCUCUAAGACUUUCAACAUAAUCACUAACUUCUCAUGACGGCAGCUGAAGCUGAGAGAUUUUUCAAGAAUAAAGAUGGUCCUUUGUGUUGCACCAGGCCAGGAGAGUCUCAUCAUAGUCAUGAAUACGUAUUGAGCGCUGAGUCCUACUUUACGUCACCGCCAUCUUGUAUGUGGCAGUAGAAUGACCGGAGUGACAAUGACUUUGUUAAAUCAAGUCAUUUCUCACUAAUAUAUAAAAAAAUAAAUACAAGAAAUGUUUUUUUCUUGUCUUGAAAUGUUCAAUGUACAUUAAAUUAUUGAAUUAUGUAAAUAUGUUUUUUGAUACAACACUAAAAGUGUGGGUCUGUUCAUUAAUGUCAACAUAAAAAUGAUCAGAAUAAUUUCUAUAAAAUAAAAACAUUGUUCUCUGUGUUCAGAAAUCCCCCAAAACAAUUAAAUAAUCACAUCAAAAGUUAGAAACUGUCUUUAGUAAUUUCUUUGAUUAUCAAAUAUAUUACUGUGUGUGAGAUAAUGUGUCAAUGACGGCUAUUAACUUAAGAUACUUUGUAGAACGACUCUUUCUGACGUUUGGUCCAUUUACUUGAAUUAGCUUACUGCCUCAUACGCCACAUUCAAUAUGGCGGACGCUGUGACGUAUCGCGUCAACGGGCCGACCCGCUCCAUGAGGCAUCUACGUCUUCAUGUCUACGGUCUCAUCAAUCGGAUGAUUAUUGAUCACCUUGCUGCUUUCAAAGAGAGACAGGCACACGUCACUCACUCUCACACUAGUGUUAAAUGAUUACCAAUUUAAGUAUGGUGCAUGUUUCAGUUUUCCUUUUCUUAAGGAACUUGUAAAAAGAUUGUAAAAUAUGUCAUGAUACCAUAUUCCAGUGUUUUAAUGUUUACAUACUUCAAUAUUUGUUUUUAUUAUACUUUAUCAAUCAGAUGCUGCUUUUAAUGCCACAUGUUAAGUUGUUCAUGUACUUUUGUGAUUUUUUUUUUUAUGAACAUUGAUGACUGCCCUUUUUAUAACUAAUGUUCCUGUUAAAAUGAAAUCUGUGUGAAUUUUGUUGUGGUUGUUUGGACCUGGGAUCAUCUUGUUCUUCUGUUUGUGGUUUUAUAUGUAAAAAAACCCAACAAAAAACAGUAACUGACAGUGUUGAGCUAUUUCAGAUUCCCCAGGUUUGCUGUGUGGUUUUAUGCUUCUUAAAUAUCAAAAUUAUGUUGCAUUUUUAGUGUAUUGUGAAACAUUUGUGUACUUUGUAUUAACUUCAAUUUAACUUUAAUGAUGUUUACAAUGUUUUCAGUGAAGAACUGUAAAUAUAUUGUUUUAAAUCCAAUUUUGCCAUAUUCUUUAAUAAAGCUCACAGGGUAUAUCAAAAUCAUCUGGUAAAACAGCUUCACAUAAGUUUACAUUUCAAAAUGGUUCAGGUGUUUUCAAUAAACAAUUUGCAGAAUAGUUGUUUAUAUCCUCCUAACUAUUGGUGCUUAGCGUAGCUUAGCUUACAGGUUUCACACUACAGAAAUAGCAUUUAAUGAACAUCCACAAAAAUUGCUUAAAUGUUGACUUGGACAGACGGUUUAGGUGUUGAACUAGCAACCCACGACUGCAACAUUAUAUGCUAAAAUAUGUAUGUGUGGAGCGAGAGAAUUAAAGUCCAAACCUUGUUAAAGAGAGAACAAAAUACAGCUUUAUUACAUCUGCGCAGAUGGAGAGCACAACAGUUAGACUGUUCAGAAAAGCUCUAACUAGAAAAGGAAAACGCCUCUGAUGUACCGGAAACUGUCCUUGAUACACAGAUACCUAUGAUAGCAUCCAAGAAGCACAGCACUCCAUGCACAGACAUAAUGUCUGUGGAGAAAAAUGCAACCUUCAGUAGAAAACAGGUUUCAGGCAGUUUAUUAGACACAGUUUCUGUGUCUAAUAAUAAUCUAAUCGCCCAGCCGUCGAGUCUGGUCUGUCCCUGUGACGUAGAAAACUAUUUGCUUAUCACCUGUUGCUAGGCUUCUGGCUCACUGAGGCAAACUUUGAAGGCCAAAAGAGAAACAACAACUCUGUAAGCCUGAAAAUAAAUUGAUUAA